UGUCUUCCUCCCAGCAUGGCGCUCAAGUCCGUUAGCUAGGCCGGAAGUGGAGACCCGAGCACCCCGCUGGCGGAGCCGGAAGUGCGCUAGCGAGGCGCAUACUGGCCGGAAGCCGAGCCCCGGACACGCCCACCUGCCGGUGGCGUCGCAGGUGUACCUCAGACAGCUUUGCUCUUUGACGGCGUCGCCGAGGAGGCGGACGGACCACCGUGGGGUCCAGGCGGAGGCCGAGGGCCGAGUCGGCAUGGCGGAGGGCGGGAGCCCCGAAGGGCGGGCCGGCCCGAGGGCCGCAGGUCCUAAUCUGAAGGAGUGGCUGAGAGAACAGUUCUGUGACCAUCCACUAGAGCACUGUGAAGAUACAAGGCUCCAUGAUGCAGCCUAUGUAGGGGACCUCCAGACCCUCAGGAAUCUACUGCAAGAGGAGAGCUACCGGAGCCGCAUCAAUGAAAAGUCUGUCUGGUGCUGUGGCUGGCUCCCCUGUACACCACUGAGAAUCGCAGCCACUGCAGGCCAUGGGAACUGUGUGGACUUCCUCAUACGCAAAGGAGCCGAGGUGGACCUAGUGGAUGUCAAGGGGCAGACUGCCCUGUAUGUGGCUGUAGUGAAUGGGCACCUGGAGAGCACUGAGAUCCUUUUAGAAGCUGGUGCUGACCCCAACGGCAGCCGGCACCACCGCAGCACUCCUGUCUACCAUGCCUCUCGCGUAGGUAGGGAUGACAUCCUGAAGGCUCUUAUCAGGUAUGGGGCGGAUGUUGAUGUCAACCCUCACCUGUCUCCUGACACCCAGACCCUUUUCACAAGGCGGCUUACCUCCUUGGUGGUCUGUCCUCUAUACAUCAGUGCUGCCUACCAUAACCUUCAGUGUUUCAGGCUCCUUCUGAAGGCAGGGGCAAAUCCUGACUUCAAUUGCAAUGGUCCUGUCAACACACAGAAAUUCUACAGGGGCUCCCCUGGGUGUGUUAUGGAUGCUGUCCUGCGCCAUGGUUGUGAGGCUGCCUUCGUGAGCCUGUUGGUAGACUUUGGAGCCAACCUGAACCUGGUGAAGUGGGAAUCACUGGGCCCAGAGGCAACAGGCAGAAGGAAGAUGGACCCUGAGGCCUUGCAGGUCUUUAAAGAGGCCAGAAGUAUUCCCAGGACCUUGCUGAGUUUGUGCCGUGUGGCUGUGAGAAGAGCUCUUGGCAAAUACCGACUGCAUCUGGUUCCCUCGCUGCCGCUGCCAGACCCUAUAAAGAAAUUUCUGCUUUAUGAGUAGAGUUCAGAUGCAGCGUUGACUGCAGUGAGGAAGCCGAUCAUCUGCAGUGAAAGUUGACUCUUACAUCCUGUGAACCAUGUCCUGCGCUGCCAACUUGUUCCCUGACUGUCAGUGAAGAAGAAACAGCCAUGUUCUCUUGAAUUGUGAUUCUGUCUCAGGUGCUUGGGCCAUCAAACACUCCUUGAGUCACUGUCAACUGAGAGGGGCAUACAAACUUAAUUUUGUUCUUCUUCAAUAUCUGUUCUGGAUUUUUACUGUUACAUAUUAAUGAAAUGGGUUGUGAAAUGUGUGCAGUAUGGGUUGAACCUGCAAGCCUCGUGGUAGCCCUAGUGGGGAAAGCUUGUAUUUUCCAAAGGUAUUUAUGUUCUUGCUUUGCAAUUAAUUAUUCUUUUAAGGCUUAAUAUCCAAACAAGAAGAGAGUUUUGAUAAGAAAACAUGUAGGAAACAGACACACAGUUCUUGCACUUGCUGGUCUGUUUUCCUGCCCGGGUUUGUCUGUAUGUGCGGUUAGGUGUGCUUCCCUUCUUACUGCUGCAGCAUUCUCUCUUGGAAGUGUCUUCAUUCCAAGAUGGUUUCUUGGCUGCAUACACUGCCUGCUAUCUCAGUGCAUGGAGGUCCCAGCACAGUGUCCACAGUACAGUACCUGUCCUGUCAAAGGUUUUCUGACGGAUGUCUCACCCUGGGGAUCUUCAGACAAUGAUUACCUUUAGGAGGCCCACCUAGAACUAGCCAGGAAGUGACUGCCCACAUUUAGACCAGGGACCAUCCCAAUAGCACUCACUGCCACUUCUCACAGGAUAAGAUGACACUGGGGUGUUCUAUACAGAUCCUCCCAUACAGAAAAUGGGAACUGUAUGGGCUACCUGGGUGGUUCCAGGCUAAGCAGUUCCUGCUGCUUGGUGCCCACCAGAGGCUGUGUCUCCCUCUUUCCGGUUCAGUGCCUUUGUGGGCAGUCCUAGAGAUCUUUCCCCGUCCUGCCCAGGGUUGUUGGUGAGAGAGAUGACUCAGUGCAGGUGUGAGGGUCAUGGGCAGUUGGAUCAGGAACUAUGCAUAGCCUUGAGCAUCCUUGGAUUGCUCCUGUUUGGUGAAAUUGCAUUUUGUCAUUUUGAAACUCUUAGGACUAUUGUGUGGAUCUGUGGUGAUUGUAGAUCUGAGAAUGUUUAGGGGCAAGCAGGUGUUAGAUCUGUUAAAAUUUUGACCAUGAAAGAAAACUAACUUGUAAUGAUACUUUACUGUUGAACCAUCGUGUGGUUUAGUGACCAUCUGUGGAUGGAGUUCCAAACCUCACCCCAGUGUCUCAGAAUGGCCCUGUGCAGCAACACCAAGCUGGUCAAAAUGCACUACAUGGAGUUCUAGUGGGCCUUGCCCCAGCCCUGGCCAGUGAGUAUUGUGUCUGGGGAGGGAAUGAGCUGGGCCAGAGCCUGUUCCUCCCCAACCUCCCCCAGCUGUUCUGUAGGGGGCCCAGGCCACAUGAGUAGCGUCCCCUGCGCUUAUUAUUUUCAGAAUCUCGGCACUGUGAGGUUCUGCUGCUUGUUCAAAACUUCGAGCUGGCAAACCUGAAUGCGAAAUAGCAUUGGUGCUGACUGAGGACACACCUCCUUGUUUCAGUAGCUCUAUGAAAGUACUGCAUUUUGUUGCUCUCAAGGAUGAGGUACAGGUAGGAAAGAGCAAUGCUAUCGUGAGCACUCCAGGAUCAUGAGAGGCACCACGGGGAGCUGAUGUAGCCUUGGUGAGGACUGCUGUUUACUUGACAGACUUCUGAGAGCUCUGGGUGUCUCCUUAGUGUGGAAGUGUGGUAGGCCUGAUGACACUACUACCUUCUGGCUGAGCUGGCCCUAGCAGAGGAGCCCAGUGGCCCAGAGCGAAGGAGCCUGAAGCUGUCCCUGCUCAUCCAAGGGGGAUCUGUGUGAUUGUUGUUAUUCCUGGGGCAGUCACUUGAUUUAAACAGAGGUUUGUGCCUUGAGUCUUGGCCAGGCAGGCUGGAGUUUAGCCAGUGCUGACGCCUUAGAAUUUAUCUUGGUGUGUGCUUUUAGACAUAUUUCCAGAAACCUACCAAUGUCAUACGUUUUGUAGCUAUUGUACUCGUGAUGUUUAUCACUUUUAUUUAUUUUCUUAUUUAUUCACCCACUUAUUUAUUUGUUUAUUUAUUUAUUUAUAUUCUUCUUCCCUGAUUGUUUUGUUUUGACAUUAGGUAAAUUUAGGCAAAAAUACUUUUUAAGUAGGUAAUUAGCAAUUUUCAAAUGUUGGCUGUUUCUGUUAUCAGGCUUAAGGACCAUCAGUUUGAAAGUUUUCCCUCUAUUCUUUCGUGCAUGAUUUAAAAAUUUUGUUGUUGUUUGUUUGUUUUGAGACAGGGUUUCUCUGUGAAACAGUCUUGGCUGUCCUGGAACUCGCUCUGUAGAUCAGGCUGGCCUCGAACACACUGAGAUCAACCUGCUUCUGCCUCCUAAGUUCUGGGAUUAAAGGCAUGUGCCACCACUGCCUGGCUUCACGUAUGAUUUUUUUUAAGAUAAAAAUUUUCUGAAAAGAAAAGUACUGUAUAUGGGCCUGAGCAGAGAUAAGCAUGCCCUGACCUGUUUCAGCUAGUUCCUGGAACUGUGGAGGCUCCACUGCAGGCAGGAGGACCUUUGUGCUCUGCCUUUCAGUGGACUCCAGUGACGUCCUGUGAGAGCUGACACAGGCAGGUCCUCUGGGAGUGGUCUCUGUCCCGUGGUCUUAAUGGAAGUGCACUUAAUGGUGGUAGCAAUGUUGAGAGCCGGCGCUGUAGUACUGACCUUGUGCUCUGGUGGCACAGUGGGAUCAUUGCAGCCCACUGUGCAGCAUUUGCAGAGAGCUGUGCAGUGGGAAGGAGAAGGGCAGCAUGUAAUGCUAGAGGAAAUCCAAUUUCCUCAGCUGAUUGGCUUGUCUUAUUCGGUCGUCAUGUCCUUCCUGGCAGAUACUAGAAUGUUGGCUUGAAAGUGAUGGUGCGGUCUAUGUCUUUGCAUUUAAAACUCUCUUGGUUGAAAGUGAUGGUGCGGGCUAUGUCUUUGCAUUUAAAACACUCUUGGUUGCAGUUCACAGAUUUUUUUUUUCCAGUUUCCUUGUUACUGAUAUCCUGGCACCAGUCCGGUUAUAGUGGAUGUUACAAACUAAUGAGACAUCUUGGAUUUUUAAUAGCCUGCAUGGUGGUGAAAGGCUUUGCAGCUUCCCCAUGCCUGGGGUCCAAGAGUAUUCUCUAGGGUCACUGCGCAUGGCCUAAGAAGUCUAGACAUGCUUUUGAUGUACCUCUCUACUACCCCAAAUUCAUGAGGCCACCCACAUGGAGGAUUGUUUGUCCCCCCACUCAGGCCUUGGGAACCAGUGGCACCUAGGGUGCUGGUGAUGGCACCAGUGGUGGUCCACAGGUCCUUUUGUCUCCUUCUGUCUGCCCAGUAGGCACUGCCCUGCAGGGGUCUAAUGACUUCAUCAGCACUGAGAGAUUUCUGGAAGCCAUCUCUUUGACUUGGGAGCUCCUUCCUUGUCCUUAUGCUCCCCUCUCCUUCUCAUACUCCUCGGCAUGCAGUAAGUAGUAGGUCCAUGUGCUUUACUGUUAGGGAUUUGCGGUCAUUCCAAGAAAGCCCCACAGAUGGGGACAUUCAGGUCUUCAAGUGGACAGUGAUUUGUGGAGUAUUUGCUCUACACUCUAGCCUGACAAAAGAUGAUGAAGUGAGAAGGAUAUAGGGGGACCUUCUCGAGCCUCAACAUGUGUUGGACACAGAGCUCUUUUCAGCCAGUCCUGGGGACUGAACCAUGAUCCUGUGCAUAUGAGGAAGCACUCUACCACUGAGCUGUGUGUUCAGCCUCUUUGUUUUGUAAAUCUGACUGGAGAUUGGCAUUUAUGAACAUGAAUUUCUUGCACACGCAGUGUGACUGCUCCUGACGGCUAACCGGCCCUGCUCUCCCUGUAGUGUCUGCACGGCUCCCACUGCUUCCAUUGGUGUUGGGCGUGUGUAUCAUGCACUAGGCUUUGUGUGCUUGUGCUGGAGACAUGCUCACUUCAACCCCCUCUUUGCUGUUUGGGGAUGAGCGUGUGCUUGUUUGCGGUGGUCAGGACAGAUUGUUUUUUGCCCUUGUGCCUAGUUAAGAGCUUUCAAAAGUACAAUGACAUUUUUGAUAUAUUGUUAUAAUAAGUGCUUUUUGCCCUCUGAUUUCCCUCCAAAAUGCCUUAAUUUUGUGGCCUGUAUCUUACUGGAUAGAAGCUUCCUUCAUGUGCAGUCUUUUAUUUUCAUUCAUUCAUUCAUUCGUUCAUUCAUUCAUUCAUCAUUCAUUCAUUCAUCCAUCCAUUGUGCGUGAUGUGUAUGUUUGUGUUUACAUGCAUUCCCAUGUAAGCUAUGGUGUGGAUAUGGAGAUUGAAGGACAGCUUAAGGGACUUGGUUCUCUCCUUCUACCAUUCGGGUUCCAGGGAUUGACUCAGAUAGCUGUAUGGUGGAAAGUGCCUUUAUCCUCUGAGCCAUUUUAUCAGCCCCCAUGUGCGACUGUGUGCACAGAGAAAGUAGAAGGGACUGGCUCCUGCAGAGUUCCCUAUGACUGAAGAGAAGGCUUUACUGGGGGAGUUUACAGCUGUUGAGGAUUCUGGGGCUGCAGGGUGGAGCCCAUAGUGUUGCCCAGCAUUUAACUACCUAAUAGCCUGUUUUGCCUAGUGGCUUGAGUUCCUGGAUUGAAGAGAGUUGCAUCCACAGCUUUCUAGCCAGUGACAGUCUGUGCUGUGGGGAGGAGGUGAACACUGCCAUUUUCUGUCCCAUGUUAUUUGUGAUUUGUUUUGCCAUUUGAAGGUAGCGAUGUGGCAACUUUGGAUAAGCUGGAGGGAAUGAACUGAAUAAAGUAUUUCUU
Chionomys nivalis (European snow vole) is the source of this 6097-nucleotide messenger RNA. It is a transcript of the gene Asb1, whose product is annotated as ankyrin repeat and SOCS box containing 1. The record is from RefSeq and is a predicted model, not a curated record. NCBI's taxonomy places the organism in Eukaryota, Metazoa, Chordata, Mammalia, Rodentia, Cricetidae. Gene Ontology annotation, biological process: protein ubiquitination; intracellular signal transduction. Gene Ontology annotation, molecular function: protein binding. Gene Ontology annotation, cellular component: ubiquitin ligase complex. The coding region runs from base 245 to 1252 and encodes 335 amino acids. The transcript has 5 exons.